AUGUCUCGCACUAGUCAUUCAUUUCCGCCGGGAACCUUCCGUGUACUGUUCCUAUGGCUUUCACUCCUUAACCUUUUGCUCCCCAUCAGCGCAUCGCCCACGCCCGCUACCUCCGAUCGAAAGCUUGCUAAACGGGUGAAGCAACAGUUCCCUUGGUUUGAUGAUACUUACGAAGGCCGUGCCGACAAGGGAGAAUGGCUGAAGGGUCUUCUGCCCUUGGAUCCCGCAAAAGCGCAAGAAUAUAAUGGUGGAGCGUCGGUUGCCAGCCCGUUCCAGAACCCGGAGGAGGUUUUGGAAUGGGGCUGGACACCGAAUGUCUAUUUCUUCCCAUAUGCGGGCGGUCGAAGGCCCGACUUCGGGAACCUGUUGGACCCUGCAUUCGAGGACACAGCUUUCCCGGUAAACAAAGCGGAAAACACAGUUUGGAAUCUGGUCCACGAUCGGGAAUUCAAGAAAGCAAAUGGCCAAACAGGAUAUCCCACGAUGGCGCAUUACACCAACGUCGUAAACCCGAAGUCUGGUGCAUUCAUUUUCGACUCAAACUACAGCCCUACUUAUGCAAAGAGCACGAAUGGAAAAGGGGAUAUCCCCGACUUAGACACGGCGUCCGAUAUUGCCUACUUCCAGUGGCGAGACGGCUGUCUAUCUGGAGGUGAUGAUCCUAAGAGGCUUAAGGUCAUUUUCCGGUCGCACGUUGUCUAUAACAAGACGUUUCAAAUCGUGAUGGAGGCCUUGCGAAGAGCAAAAUAUACCCAGGUCCCCGAAUGGGACCAACGAAUUACAUUCAAGAUGGAUACCGACGAGGGUCUUGCUAUCCUGGGAAGCACCCACGGCGCUUCAACAGCCUGGAUGCUUAUUCAGCACAAGGAGGAGCUUGGGUUGAAGGAUAUUACGGAAGUGGUGGUUUGGGCAGCGAACGGAGCCUUCCCGUUGACGCGAAACCCAAAUUUGGCCAAUCUGAACUUGAGGUUUACGAUCGUCGACGUUUAG
Molecule: messenger RNA, 990 nt
Organism: Colletotrichum gloeosporioides
Lineage: Eukaryota; Fungi; Ascomycota; Sordariomycetes; Glomerellales; Glomerellaceae
Exons: 2
Coding region: 1-990 (329 amino acids)
Source: RefSeq, a predicted model, not a curated record